Messenger RNA from Rhizoctonia solani, 1770 nucleotides. Its product is annotated as CS domain-containing protein. The transcript has 2 exons. The coding region runs from base 1 to 1770 and encodes 589 amino acids. The record is from RefSeq and is a predicted model, not a curated record. NCBI's taxonomy places the organism in Eukaryota, Fungi, Basidiomycota, Agaricomycetes, Cantharellales, Ceratobasidiaceae.
AUGGCACCCGUGUUCUCUGCCAACAAUGCCCUUCUGAACCCUAAAUUCGAUGGAUACAAACUGAAAAUACUAGAACAAAAAGACUGCGUCCAAAGUUUCCAGCUUCCUUCACCUGGGGUAACACAAUCAACGGUUUCUGGAAGACGAAUUAUCCCGUUCACCGAAGUUUCUGCACGCAUCAAACAUAACCACUUGAAACUGGGUAAUAAUGGUCUAUUGUACGUUGAUCAGAGCGGAGGAGUUGUAUCGGUUGAGUUUGAUGGUAAUUUUGCGCCUACAUUCCGAAACAUAUUUGAGAUACCCCAAGAGGUAUCGAGCAUCAAAUCUGAUUUAACGGAGUACCCCGUGGCGUUGGAGAUAAGUUCUGACCGUAUGUUGGUCUCGGACGGGAGUGGGAGGCUCUACCUAUCUGGCACCGAGGAGGUAUAUGAGCUAACCGAUAAAUCUGGCACCUUGAUUCCUUGCCGGCUAUUACAUACACGCCAAACUGAAACAGGUUUAGAAGUACUCAUAACAAGACGAGGGCCUAUCCCCGACGCGGCGUCCAAGGAUGCCCAGACGUAUGAACUUGUGGCACUUCGAUUGAGCUCGGGUACCCUUAGGGAGAUAUGGUCCCUACUAGGAACGAGUCUGCCCGCAGACAUUCAAUAUGACCAUGCAUCUGAAGAGUACAUUAUUUCAUCACCAUCUCCCUUCCGGCCCUCCACAGCCCCCGAAGUCCUAGAACCAACGCCCACUAAAGACGAAAUGGCACCUAUCCCCCGCGCCGGGGAAAAUCUUGAUACAGCAAGUACUACCAAUGACCAAACUACUCCUAUUCCACCUCCGCACGCAUACUCUUGGACACAAACGGAAGAUUCGGUCACAGUCAUGUUUCCUCUUCCCUCAAGCACCCCCAAAUCAGCGAUCAGAGUUACGCUGAGCAAAUCAUACCUAACUUUACAUAUUAUCUCCUCCUCUGCUUCUUCUAUCCCACUGCCAAAAUAUGCUCAAUGCCCAUGGUGGGCUGAGAUCGACUCCGGGGCCUCUCUUUGGACCUGGGAACACACCCCAGACGAACGGGAAUCCAAGGUCGGGCUUCUUACACUCCAUCUGGAGAAGAAACAUACCGAAACGAGGUGGUCGCAUGUAUUCAGCCAAUCAAGUAACGAGCCAGAAGUUCCAGAAACACUUGAUCCCUCUGAACUCGCAAACAUUCGGGAAGCUCUCGAAAAAUACACGUCAGAAAUGGCAGGCGACAUGCCAAGUUUAGCUAACCCGGAUGCAGAUGAGGAGUUGGAUGCCCCGGGUCAAGUUGGGCAGCGAGUCUUGGUGAUGCGGGUUGGUGCGCAAACAGGGAAGGUAGAGGUGGAUCAGAGGGAAGUCUCUCUUCUUUCUUCUCCUGUUUCAUCCCCAAAAUCAGGACCCCCGUCACUGGUUGUGAGGCGAGAUAUAGACGGAUUACUUUUUACUCGGUCUACUUCACAUUGGGAACAUGAAUCGACCUACUCGGCACUUUCGUUUGUUCUUGCAUCCAAAAGAGAUACUCGCUUUGUUCUUCACCACAAAGACAAGAUGGUCUUGGCUUUCGAGAGCGGGUCUACCCAUGGCACGGGAAAUGUUUACGUCUACAGGGGACACGGAAAGGCCAAGUCACAAUUCUCCGAACAGAGUGUGUUGGGCAUUGCAGACAAGGAGAGUGGGUCGCUUUUGGGAGUUGUAAUGCUCAAAGAAGGAGUGUUUUGUUGCUUGUGCGAAAGGCGAUUGAUUGUAUUGAAGGGAAUUGUGUAA